AUGAGAGCGGCCGCGCUGACAGCCGGCCUCCAGAGCGUGGGCGCGCGCUGCCGCGGCACCGGCAGCGGCGACGAUGAGAGCACGGUCAUCUCGGUGCGCAUCGCAGCCGACGCCAGCGGGGCGCCGUUGCUGACGUGCGCCUGGGAGCUCCCCGUCCACACCUUCCACGCCCUCGCCCGCCUGGACGUCGGCAUGCCCGCGAUCUCCGCCCUGGAGUUGUUGCCCGUGGAGGGCGGCAAGACGCUGGCACGCGUCUCCCUUGUAGCGGAGCCCAGGGUCGCCAUCGGCACUCGAGCUGCCGCGCGGCCGACUGGCAGACGCGCGCGGCAGAAGCGCGCGGGCGCGACGCACUGGCUGCCGGACGCCUCCCACGGGAACGCCGCGCUGCCGCCGUUGCUGCGCUCCGCCCUCCUCCGGGAGCGAUCCAUCGAGCUGCUGCUGCUGCACGACGUGCAGGAGGCACGCGAGCGGCUCGGGCCGGCGCUGCGGCCGCCUGCCCGCCGUGCUUGCGAGGAGGCGCCAGCCGCCUCUCCCGUGGUGGGGUGGCAGAGCCCCCGAGGCGUGGACGAGGAGCGGACGCCCGCGCAGAAGCCUGGGAAGGCAGCGGCCUGGACACCCACGAAGCUCGCACAGCCAGACGAACUGGCCUUGCCUCUCACGUCCGACAAGAAGCGCGUCAUCGCGGCCUUGGCGGAGAAGGAGGAGCGCGGGAGCAACGGCGAGCAGUGCGACUGGUGUGGGAUGACUCCCGCGGACGGCGACGCCGCGCUGAAGGUGUGUGGGGCCUGCCACUACUCCAGCUGUGAGGAGUGCUCCCAGCACAAGACGAAAGGCACGUGCUAUUGCGGGGCGCCAACCCGGAGGCGCCGGUUCUGA
Molecule: messenger RNA, 876 nt
Organism: Prorocentrum cordatum
Lineage: Eukaryota; Dinophyceae; Prorocentrales; Prorocentraceae
Source: the annotation of a GenBank genome assembly